UGCCGAUCAGCGUAACUUCCCAUGUAAGAUCCACAUGGGAUCGGUAACGUUGAAGACGCGGUCAGUAUCCAGCUUUGGCGACGACUGCGACGUGGAUCAGACUGACAUGCUCAAAGUUCUUCUAGGCACUUCGGGCGUGGUGGGCAGGAACCAUGAGACUCUUCCACUCAUUACCAAAGCCGACCCCGAUGGCAAACGCCGCAAGCGUGCACCUCGAAUCUGGCCAGCUGCAUUGAUUGGGAUCUUGUAUUACCUCGUUUUCUACAGACUGCUACCAUUCCUUUGCGAUGCGCUCAGACACCAUUCUCAUUCUGCAGCCAUAGGCACCGUUCGGUGGUCGCCUUGUACGUAUCCUGAUAGCUUGCCUAACACAGAAUGUGGAUCUAUCGUUGUGCCAAAGGAUUACUUUAACCUCAGCGCGGGUACAGCAGGAAUUGCUUUGGGUAAAUUGAAGGCGGAUCCCGGACAACGCUUAGGUACCGUUCUGUUCAAUCCGGGUGGCCCAGGGGGAAAAUCAAAACCCUUCAUCGUUAAACAUGGCAAUCAUAUUCAAGCUGAGAUUGGGAGUUCAUAUGACAUUAUCGGAUUCGAUCCUCGAGGUGUAGGUGAUACAUUACCCGUAGUGCGAUGCUUUGAUGACCAAUUCACAUACGCGGAGUUCAAACGUAACACAGUCCUUGAGCGAAGUUACGAUUUCGCGUCCAACCAGUCACACGCAGAGAUCCGAGAACUUCUCAUUACACAGGAAAGAGAGGCUGAUGCGUUGUUGAAAGCACAGUUUAGUCGGUGCUCCAAGAAAAUGGGAGAUGACUUGAAGUACAUGGGAACCACUACCGUUGUUCGCGAUAUGGAUCUCAUCACAAGGACGCUUGAAGGAGAGGAAGCUCUUAUUAACUACUACGGUGUCUCGUAUGGAUCAAUACUCGGACAAUAUUUGGUGAAUAUGGUUCCAGAUCGGGUUGGUAGAGUUGGCAUCGAUGCUAUUGCUGAUGCUACACUCUGGGCCGGCAAGCCUCCUUACCAAUGGUACAGCCAAUGGUUGUCACAAUCCGAGAAGGCGUAUGACAUCUUUUUGACCGAAUGUUAUAAGGCCGGACCCCAGGCAUGUGCCCUAGUGAAAGACACAGAUCAGGCUCCUGCGAAUAUUGAUGCACGCCUUGAAGCCUUCCAUGAUAGCCUCUACUAUAGCCCUGUCGCUGUUCCUGACGCUCUGCAACCUGGGAUUCUUACAGCCGGAAGAUCACGCAUGUACGUCACUGUCGCUUUGGAGAUGCCUGGUUUAUGGCCUCAAGUUGCCCAGCAGUUUCACGAAGCUAUAUCGGGCAACGCGACGAGCCUUCUUAAUGGUAUCCAAUGGUGGAAUAAUUUGAUUUACACAGAUCUUGAACGUUCUGCGAUAACGUGCAACGAUCUCAAGCCUUUCGCGCCACCUUCAAUCGAAGAGGUCGUCGACGGGUAUCUUGAUGUCUACUACAAUGUUUCACGAUCCGUCUUUGGCGUGGUGACUUCGGAACCUGAUGCUGGGUGUCAAUAUUGGCCCGUCACGCCACCUGAACGUUUUGAAGGUCCUUGGAAUCAUACCUUGAAGACUCCUAUGCUCAUCAUUACAAGCGCAGCAGAUCCGGUGACCCCUGCUGGGAAACGGGUAGAUGAAAUUAUGGGCUCGUCUUCCAGACUGCUCGUACACGACAGUCCUGGACAUGGUGGCUUCGCUCUUCCUUCGUUGUGCCUAUCAAACUAUACCAGGGCUUAUUUCGAGGAAGGUAUCCUGCCACCUGAAGGAACCAUAUGUCCUCUCGAGGACCCUCUUUUUCCUGCACCAGCACAUGCUCAUACUCACGUAUCUUCUGAAAACGAGACGCGUCUGCAACGUAUGCGAUCUUGGAGGCUUAUUUUAGAACGUUAUCGACGAGGCUUGGAUGUUUGACCUCAUUAGCGCUUUGAUGACCUCGCUAUUUUACCACUCAUCCCCUCGUCUUACAACGCCCUUGAUUCUUCUAUCAAUUUUUGAGGUUUAUAUGUUCUGAGGUUGUUCAGGCGAUUUCUUCGAUUUUUUGACGUAUUGACACGGACGCCAUUGAAGCCUCCGAGGUUUCACCACAAUAUCUGAACGCUCUCAUUACUACGGCCCCUUAGUAUCACAUCGUCCGAUACCUCAGUUACAAUGACACAUAUCGAAGUCAGUUCUGGAACGAAGGUGAUCAUGCUUUUCUGAAAACAUGAAUACUCAAAUGUUUUCUAUCAUAGUUUACAAAACCAUAGGCGGUCACUUGUAAAAUAAAGCGUACGAGUUUCGACCUUCGCAUGUUGGUCGCUUCUUGUGGUGCCAUGGCCGCUAGCGCACAUAUUGGAGCGCUUUUGGAGCAAAGUCAUUGUGCCACUUGUGCUGUUCUAUUAUGAACGAAUGCGCUUAUGUUGCAUUUCGCGAUAAGAUGUCUAUCGUUCCGCAAAUAGAUCCAAUAUUGGGCUGCCAACUUUCGAGAGGUGAGUGGUAUUGAUGUGAGCAUAAAUUCUCAGGCAUAGC
Molecule: messenger RNA, 2524 nt
Organism: Somion occarium
Lineage: Eukaryota; Fungi; Basidiomycota; Agaricomycetes; Polyporales; Cerrenaceae
Source: the annotation of a GenBank genome assembly